Molecule: messenger RNA, 1967 nt
Organism: Caenorhabditis auriculariae
Lineage: Eukaryota; Metazoa; Nematoda; Chromadorea; Rhabditida; Rhabditidae
Source: the annotation of a GenBank genome assembly
AUGACUUUCUUGGAGGUGGUUUCAGCUCUAAGCCUUAUCUCCCUGGUCUACGGUGAUGGAUUAGUCUGCUACGGGACGGUUCGUUUAUUUCUUUGAUCAAUGAAGAAUACUGUUAAAAAACGACCUGUAAAAAAAGUUCUCUACUCUUCACUUGUUGUUUCAAUUCAUGUUUUGACGCAGGUGUAAGUUUAAUGAAAAUUGAGCAUGCCACUUUUAUAAAGAUUUCAUCAUUAAUUUUUCAAUGAAUAAGUAAUAAGAAAGUUAAUUUCAAUAAAACACCGCAAAAUCGAAAAAAGUCAACUUCUGAACCCAAAAAAUUUAAGUUACGUAGCCCCAAGUAGCCUUUCCGCCUAUCAUUAUUUACCUUAUUGACUUAUUCUUGAUUAGAUUCUGAAGAAAAAAGACCAUCGUAUUGUUAAUUUUAAUAAAAAUUUCACACCAAAAGAAGAUUUCGUUUAGUAUUUGAGGGUAAAAGUAAGCUCGGAAAGUGAGAGAUAGGUUUACAAAAAAAUUUGAGAAAUCAAAUUCAAAUGAAGUACAUGCUUUAUGCGUUGAAUUUGUUUCAAACCUAUGCAUCCUGAUGAAGAGAGACGCAAUAAUAUUUGAGAAAAGGACGGAGUUGUUUAGCACAUAUCUAUUUUACAUAUGAACUUCUUCUUCUUCCCACGCCUUCGUACUUCAAGUCGAUUAACCGAGGUCCUAUCCUGAUAUCAGUGGUGAUCAGUGGAGUGACUAUAGUAACAUAUCCGUCUUUGUUUGGGACGGCUGGAGAUUUUGAAGCCGUGGUUUUUCGCGCCACUAACAUUUUUCGAACCCCUUGGUUGGGUCGAGGCGAGGAUCGAACUUGUAACCCCAUGGACCAUAGACAGGCACACAACCAGCUGCGCUACGCCCCAUGUCACAUAUGAACUAAAGCGGCAAAAAAAAAAACAGAUUUGUUGAAUUUCAGGAGCGCGUGCCGGAAGGACUCGAAUAUGCUUCACUUGAGCGUACUCUCCGAAUCGGAGAUACCAUCACAAUCUACGGAUAUCCUGAUCCAGCUCAAGUUCGGUCAGCGGAAGACAUUAAUUCUGGAAAAUGGAAGUUAUCGUUUUGCAGCUUAGCAGUCGAUUUAUGCCAAGGCGACUGCCCAGUUUGGACCAAAACCCCUCUAUCUGUUCACAUAAAUCCACGCUUCCCAGAAAAUAAUCUUGUUUUCCGUUCAUUCGCGGUGAGGACUAAGAGAAUCUUUUUUUUUUUGGAUUAUGUGAGCAGAAACUUUUUUCGGAACGUCCAUAAUAAUAUUUUCGAUUUCGACAGUUCUCUUGGUUUUGUUCAGGGCGAUUGGCUAAAUAAUGAGGAAAUCGCGCCGAUGCCAAUACAGAGGAGAAGUUUCAAGAUGGAGAUAAAGUAAGUUUUCUGCGGGCAAUAUGAAUAAAAUUCGAACACGGGGUCUUUUUCAUUACCUUUUUCGAAAACAUCAGAAAGAAGUUUUUUUCUUUUGGCUUCGGGCUUCUGAUUUCUCUCUACCUUUAACAUUCGCGGCCUGAUAAUCAUUGAGAGUUUUCAAACUAAAAAAAAAUCAUUUUCAGCGUCGGUGCAGACGGCUACCAUCUCUAUGUGGAUGGCAGAUGGAUUUACAGAUACAGUCACCGUUAUCCCUAUUACAGUUGCGUGAAAUCCGUGCUCCUGGUCGGCAUCAUACUCGACGGCCCAAUAGGGUUCGUUUUUUUUUUAACUUUUUAUUCAUAGGAAAAUGUGAAACUUAAACAACAAAAUCAUUUUUCUCUGAGGCACACCGUUGAUAUGAAAAAGUCCGAACUUUUAGUUUUGUACCCAUAAUUUCAGAGGUUGCGGAAAGGAUCACCUCGGGGGAAUAAAACCCACUGACAAAAUGCACGUGACCCUGUCCAAAGGAUUCGUCCAAACCCGAUGUAAAAAAAAUAUUUUCUUUCUUCAAAAAUAUCUUUUUUCCAGACGCUUCGUGA